Messenger RNA from Xyrichtys novacula (pearly razorfish), 6929 nucleotides. The record is from the annotation of a GenBank genome assembly. NCBI's taxonomy places the organism in Eukaryota, Metazoa, Chordata, Actinopteri, Labriformes, Labridae.
AGUUUCCGCGCGCAUACCGGAAGUGGGCGGGGCUGCUGUCUCAAACAGAUCAGACAGACAUGGCGUGUUUGUUAGCCAGCAGCAGUUUAGUUUCAGUUAUGCUUCAUCCAAAACGACCGAAAAAACACCACGCAUGGAUUCACUAUGUAUUCCUGGUGGUAUGUUUGGCCUCACCGACAGUUCUGGCAAAGCCUGACAGCCUCAAAGAAGUGACGGACGGGAACUGGGAGGAGAUCCUGACCGGGGAAUGGAUGAUUGAAUUGUCAGUCCUCUGCUAACUGCUAGCUAGCUUAUUUAGCUGUUUGUAAGCUCGUAGUAACCGAGCACAGUUUUCCUUUAUACCAUAUGGUUUCCUCUUUAUUUUUCUGUUUGUCCGAUGUUUUAAAAUGUAAAGUUUGGUCUCUUGCAGCUAUGCGCCCUGGUGUCCUGCGUGUCAGCAGCUGCAGCCGGUGUGGAAGGAGUUCGCGGACUGGGGGGAGGACAUGGGGGUCAACAUAGCCAAGGUGGACGUGACAGAGCAACCCGGUAGGCCUAAAAGACCUCUCCCAGCUGACACACACACCUUGAUUUAUGCUGACAGAAAAGAAAAGCUUUUAACGAGUGUAAAUUAGUCAUACUGUAAGUACUGCAUUUAUUAAUGAGGCACACCUAAAGAGGCUUUUUAGAUACUUUAUGUACCCUAAAAACAACAAAUGAUGAUCAAAUACAGAGUUUUAAAUACACUCCUCAAAAUACACUCCUCCUUUUAGUCUAGAAACUAAAGCCAUGAUAGUGGUCUCACCAAAUUUAUAAUCUAUUGUUUUGCUGUGGUUUUUGUACUUAAUAGGGCCCGACCGAUAUGGAUUUUUUGGGGCCGAUAACGAUACCGAUUAUUGGGGGGGGGGGGGGCGGGGUCCAAUUAAUCGGCCAAUUUUUAAAAAAUUUUAUGACGUUAUAAAAAAUAUUUAUAUAUACUGUAGAUAUCUUCAGUAUACUUUAUACCACAGUUUACUAUAUACUGUAGUGUAGGCUACUGCUCUUAACGCCAACAGGAGGACUGACUGAUCAAACUCGGACCAGAAAAGCGUUUUCAGCGAGCCCGCCGAUCGGUGCCUCCGCGUCUUAACUCACGUUACUCAUUUCCGGUCCGGUCUCAUCUGGAGACAUGCAGCUGUCUCAGUAAGAGAAGUAGCUCGAUCACGUAAUAUGUACUCUUGUAUACUACAGUCACUGGCACGGCUAACAGUGUAGCAAGGCUAAUAGCAGAUGGCUAACUCUAACUUUAGCUUGCAUAUUACAUGGUGCUUCAGCGUUAAGUGGGCGUGACCGAGACCAGCACAGCAGGGAACAUGGUGAAGUGGGUUGAACUGAAACUUGUCGAUUUAUUGUGUAUUUCACAAACUGCUUUAUUUACUGUUGAGUCAGACCACUCUCCUCCGUGCGUCCCUGAGCUGCCUGCUUCAGAUCCGUCACUCUGCUGUGCUGUGAGGUAGUUAGUGGAUGAAGACUGUCAUGAGGUCGCUGCGCCAUCUACAGGAUAAGUGGGAGACCUUUUCAAAUGGCGGGACAUUUUCGAAGUGAAACCGAAUCUUAUUCUCAGCAUUUUAUUUCCGAAAAUAUCAGCGAAAAUCGGCGAGUUUUGGCCGAUUACCAAUUAGAUUAAAACGGGCUAAAAUUGGCCGAUUUAAUCAUCUCGCCGAUAAAUCAGCCGGGCCCCAAUACUUAUAUUUCCAUUGUGUCCUGCCAGGGAACUGCAGAAGUAAAUAAGCCUUUAAGGUUUGGUGUGUAGAAAUAGGAACAUGUAGUGAUAUCUAGUAGCCAGAUUCUAUUUUGAAACACUCCCCCGCUCACCCCUCCCAUCGGUGAAGCAAAGGUGGCAUUUGAGGACAAGUAGCUUCUGUAAAUCAUAAGUGUGAUGCUCCAUGAGCUUUUACCGUAAAAAUGUCCAUUAGUACAGAUGAUUUUGCACACAGCAGCCACUCUGCUCUUCUUCAUUAUCAACUGUUGCAUUUCCCAUGGCCACUUACUGAACACAAAAAGGCAAUUGUUACUAGUUUGUCCAUUCUGUGCUGCAGUAGAAACAAGGAGGUGUGGAUAGCAGCCCCCAAAGAGAGCCAACUCCUCUAGAUAUAAAAGACUCAAACCAAGUUUAGAAAAAAUGAAAUGUUUUUUAUAUAGAGGUGAUUAUACAUAUAUAUACUCUACAUGCUUAUGCUGAGACUGGUAUAGGUCAGGUUAUAGUAGCAGUAUAUACAGAGAUACAAUAUGAUACUGAUACCAGAAUUUCUGAUAUUAAUAUUCUGUCUCCUAAGUCUGACAUACUUGCAGUUUAGUUUUGUGUCAAAUGUCUUCUUCAUGCACACUAAAUGUCCUCUUCUUCUCUGUCUGUUAGGUCUGAGUGGGCGAUUUAUCAUCACAUCACUUCCUACUAUUUACCAGUGAGUUUUCUCGGUCAUUUUGUGGUUUCUGUUGCUUCCUGUUUUUAAGGGCUGCUCAUAAUGUUUGGCCCAUUACGACAAAACUAAUCAUAAGUUGAUAUUUUAAACUCGCAAAAGAUUUCACUCUCUUUUGUGUGUUUACAAAAGCGUAAAUUUAGCAGUAUCAUAUGGUAAAACGAGACAGGUGGUGUGUAAAGAAAUAAACACUACAGGCUCCUGCUGGUCUAAAGUUUCAUGUUUGAAUGUUUCAGCUGUAAGGAUGGCGUCUUCAGGAAGUACCAGGGAGCUCGCACUAAAGACGACUUCCUCAGCUAUGUUGAUGAACAGAAAUGGCAAGCGGUGGAACCGGUUUCCUCCUGGCUUGGACCAUCUUCAUUUCUGUGAGUUCAUCUAAGUGUGAUGGUGAUAAAGUGUGAUGCUGAGAGGCAGCUGUCAAAUCCCCCUCAAUGAUAGAGAUAUCUGUGAAUUAUAAAUGAACACCUGAGCUGUAAAAAGACAUAUUUCGUUGGUUUUUUGGCUUUUCCUCAAAGUAGCAGGUGCAUAUCUUUUUGAGGGAACAGAAAAUAACAUCAGACAGCUAUCCUGUCUGUUCUAUUUAUAGUCCGUCUGCUGGUCUAAAACCAGAACAGCACACACUCCCCUCCCCCUUCUGUCAUUUACUUGUUAUAUUUUUGUGCUCCAGCUUUGUUGUGUUGUUUUGGUGUGAUAAAUCCUUGUUUAAUUCCAUGCUGUUCUUUCCUCAUAUUUUCACCAGAAUGAACUCAAUGUCUGCGUUGUUCAAGCUCUCCAUGUUCAUCCGGGUAAGUGAGACUGUCUCUCUAUCAGUUUUCGUCCCGAGGUGCAAAACAACCAAGCUAUCACAAAUAAACUAAAACGUGUCAGUAAUUACAAAUAUGAUAGAAAACUUACUCCUACAUUUCCCUGAAACACAUAAAAAAUAUAUCAAUGUAAAAUAAUACAAUUAUUCAAAACUACUAAAUGAACUCUGGCACUGGUUAAGUUUGCUUACUAGUAAUAAAAAAGUAUUUUAUCCCCAUAAAGUCUGGAUAUUUAAGAAUAAAAAUGUUUAGAAAUUGCUAAAGAAUCAGGUGUCUGUAUGUCACGAAUCAUGUUGUCGUCACAUAAAUAACGGAGCUCCCGUCAGGUUCACAGAGCGCUGUAAACUUUGGAUUUGUUGUCUAAAAAUCUAAUUUUGAGAUUAAAAGAAUGACCUCAUGGUGGCGCAAAAGGAACAUUUACAGAAGACAGUAGAAUGUGACUUGAAUGAAUUAUACAUGUUUUUAAUUAAGCGCCAAAAGCACUACAUAAAAAAAACUAUCAUAACCAGCUGUUAUGUAUGUGAUAGUUAUUUAAUUUUACGUCAUGUAGGUACAUUCGAUGAGGAAAAUUUUUGUAUAGCUACUAAAGAUUUGUGAUGCACAUUAAAGCUGUUUUUUGUGUCUUCCAGCGUUGUCACAACUACAUGACAGAGCAGCUGGGCAUGCCUGUUUGGGGGUCAUAUGUAAUCUUUGGUCUGGCCACUUUGUUCUCCGGCCUCGCUCUGGGACUGGUGAGUCCUUUUACAGUAUUUCUGUCGUCCUAAAAACAGUCACUCUGCUGUGAAUAUUACUGUUUUGAUGCUUUACCUCUGAAUCAUCUGCUGCUGUCGUCUUGUCUUUGCAGUUGCUGGUGUUCAUCGCUGAUUUUGUCUUCCCGUCACGAAGAUUUUCCUCUCAAGAAUACUACCAAAGUGAGUUUUUCUGUGAGAAUACACAAAAGAAAAGGCUGUUUAAGACGUUAAAUGUCUGAACAAAGUAAGAAAACGAAAGUAUCUGACUGAUCACUGACUGUUUUUCCUGAAUGUUUUUCUGCAGAGAAACAGACGAUGGAGCAGGCGAGGUUAAUCCAAAGACAAGAGGAUGAACAUGAAGCCGACGGCGAGGAGGACGACGACGAAGAGGAAGAAGAGGAUGAUGACAGCGACGUGUGGAGGAAGAGGAGAGGGUCACCUGAGGGGCGCCCUGAACCUAAAGGACAGGGAUUGUCUGAUGAAGCUCUGAGGAAGAGGGUGGUGGGAAACCGUGGAGAAGAGGACGAAGAGGAGGACACUUAGAGGGUCGCGUGUCUUCUGCUCCUCUCGAGGAAAUUCAACGACGGAGUUGGCAAAGUCAGAGGAGUUUUGGUCCCAAGCAGCAGUGUUUACAGCAAGGAGCCCCUUAAACCUCGCCCCUGUUGAUUCUUCUUCUUCUCUUCCUUCUCUUCUUGGGGGCCCCUGAAAACACCUCGCCUCUUUUCUCCUCCUUCUCUUGUUUUUUAACUGGAGCGCUUUAGACUCUCACGCCGCUCUCUCUCCGCCUGAGCAGAAGGCUCCACCUGGGAAAAAGUCAAAAAACACUCCUUACACCUGUUUUCACUUUGUGGAAACAAAAGGCCUGGUCGGGUUUCGGUAUAAUGAGUGGCGGAGAUGGAUUUUGCAAUGUUGUUUAUGCUAUGCAUUGUUUUUUAAAGGUUUGUGUGUCUAAUAUAUGUUUAUUAUUCUGAUUAAUGUUACCAGGCUUGGGUUAUUUUGUAUGUUUUACCCUUCAGCUAAUGUAUACAUAAGGUUUUACUAUCUCGCAUACAUUUUACAACCCUUGACAGUUCAGUUUAACACAACAAUGUACGCACACCAUUCCAUAUUCAGUGUUUUAUGGAGGGAAGAGUGACUCUAAAGUGCGAGUUAAAAUCCUAAAGAUACCUGUGGUUGACAUGGUUACAGCAGGUGUGCUUUAAAUCAACAGCAACUGCUUUGUUAGGAAGACAUCAGAGGAGCAGCUGGUUUAUCAGUUCACCCUCUUUAGCUUCAAUAAAGACAUUUAAUAAAAACCGCAAUGUAGAUCUGAUUUAAUGCCACAGUCAGGAGUCAGAUUUAUAUUUUUUAAAAACAUGGAUGUAAUCUUGGGGAUAUCAUCCAUUGAAGCCCAAAGAUGGUGGUCACUAUGUUGGGAAUAUUCACUCGUAUUAACUCCAGACUAAUCCUAAGACUGGCAAAGAUGUGGAGCUGUAAAUUCACUGCCUAUCAAACAAAAACACUUUCCUAUGACCGUAUUUAUGCAUAAGCUCCUAACCUUAGGAUAAUCAAACCAGAAGAAGUAUAAAAAAGUCCUGUUCACUCAGAGAGGUUGUAACUUAUUCAGGGCACAGCUGACUUUCCUGAAGAAGGCUAAAAGCCACCCUCUGCUCCACCUCUUUGCCUCAUGCUAGGCCAACCAAAAGUGAGGUUGAGUCAGCAUUUCCUACAUGGCCACCACCUUUGCAACUCCAUGUUUGCCACCUGGAAGUAAAGUACCUAAAUCACAUUCCUCCUCGUGGCCGGUCAGAUUAAACAGAAGUGUCUUGUCAUUUGAUUUUUAUGUCUGUACAUUAAAGAGUUUUGUGUUUUUGCUCUAACGCAGCAUAAUAUCCAUUUUGAAAAUUAAUCCUAAUCCUUAAUCCUGUUAGCAGAAAAACAGCAUAUUCAAAGGUGUUGCCAAAAUUCAGUAGUCCAGGCUUUAAAACAAGCUUAGUACUUCUACGUCUUAUUUACCGUUUCUGGUAUAGAGGAACAGAAACGGACCACAAAUUUGCUCAAACGAAGUUUUUUAUGUAAAUCUUAUGGAUUAUAACUUUAUGAUAGGAUGCAGCGGUUACAGUAAUCCAGCUUAAUCCCAAUCCCUCGGUACGCAAUCAGUUUGCAUCCUCUGCACAGGUUCAUACAGGGCAGGAUCCCUUCUUAAAGCGUCUGUGCUUUUGCAUCUGAGCUGCUCUCUUAACGGUUUGCAGGAUAGUCGAACAUGCUAGGCGCUGCGUAGUGACUCUGAAUUAAACGCCUGGUGAGUGUUUUUUUUUUCCUUCUUUUUUUCUGUACAUACUGUUUGUCCCUUUUGUGUGGGAAGUUUUAACUUCAUGUUGAUUUUUAAUGACUACGUGUGAAUCUCUGAUUACGGCGUGACAUCUUCUAAAGGUCUGAAUGUGUUUUUGACUUGUGAGGUGUGGCGUAUCCGUCCUGAAGCUGCUCUGCCUUAAGGAACAGCGAGAGGACUCAAAGAAACAAAGGGAGUUGUAAUUUAUCCUAAUGUAAUCUUCUUUAACCCUUUUCAGAAAGUUUGUAUUCAAAAUUUAAAAUUUCAGAUCGUUUUCUUUCUUCAGAAUAAGUGCGGUUUGGUGUGAUGGGAUCUGUUCUGAGUUCUAAACACGUUGGCACUUUUCUGCAUAUACAGUAUCUCUAAUAUUAAUGCCACUCUUAACACGGCCUGUAUCUGUGUCGGUCCUGUAAAGAAAAAACAAGCCGAGUAUGGAGAGAGACUAAUGUUUUGACACAUCGCACAUGUUAAUCUUGUCAAAGCUUAUGUUGGCUGGCAUAUACAGAUUUUUUUCUCCCCCUCCUUUUUGCUUAUUUAAGCUCUGGAUAAAACAGGUUGUAUUUUUUUACCUGACCACUCUUGAAGGCUUGUAGCAUUCACUCUGAGCGUAUUGUUUGAACAUUUCUUUGAAUAAAGGUCAGAGAACGGACUC